Molecule: messenger RNA, 2051 nt
Organism: Prinia subflava (tawny-flanked prinia)
Lineage: Eukaryota; Metazoa; Chordata; Aves; Passeriformes; Cisticolidae
Product: antigen peptide transporter 1-like
Exons: 10
Coding region: 278-2026 (582 amino acids)
Biological process (GO): oligopeptide export from mitochondrion
Cellular component (GO): mitochondrial inner membrane
Molecular function (GO): ATP binding; ATP hydrolysis activity; ABC-type oligopeptide transporter activity
Source: RefSeq, a predicted model, not a curated record
CCCGCGCAUCUUUAAGGUAUUCCGGGAAAUCGCGGCGGUGGAUGGGAAGUGGCCCGGCCGGAUCGGGGUGGCAUCAAUCACACCGGAACCCUCCAGCACCCAAAAAAUCCGGACUGGGACACACCGGGAGCAGUACCGGGACCCGCACGGACACUCUGGGACCCUCCAGAACCAACUGCGAGAAGAACCGGGACCAAGAGGGAGCGGGACCGGGACCCAGCAGGACCCAGCAGGACCCAGCAGGACCCAGCAGGACCCACCGAGCCCUCUGCCCGCGAUGCUGUCUCCCCCCAUAUGCCGGCUCCUGGCCCUGCUGCGCCCUGAGUGCGGGCGCUGGAUGCUGGUGGGGGGGCUGAUGUCGGCUUCUGCCCUUGGUGAAGUGGCUGCCCCGUACUUCACGGGCCGUGUCACCGACCGGGUGACACAGGAGGAUGCAACAGCGGCCGUGUGGCCCCUUGUGCUGGCAGGGCUUGGCAGUGCCAUCACCGAGCUGGUCUGUGACAGCAUGGCAGCUGUGGCGCUGACGCGGGCGCGGGACCGGCUCCAGCGCGGCGCGGUGGCCGCGGUGCUGCGCGGGGACGUGCCCAGGCCGGGGAGCAGCCUAGGGGACACGCCAGGCGCGGUGGCUGAGCGGGUGACAGGGGACGCUGAAGCGGCGCACUCGACGCUGGCCCAAGGGCUGGUGUCAGCGCUGUGGGCGUUGACACGGGCUGUGUCACUGUUGGCCACGGUGUUCUGGCUGUCCCCGGUGCUGGGCCUGCUCACCUUCCUGGCACUGCCCCUUUUUGUGCUGCUGCCACACAAGGUCGGGUCCAUCCAACAGGAGCUGGCACAGCAGGUGCAGUUGGCACAGGCCAGCACCACGGCGGUGGCCCUGGAGUCUCUGAGGGCCAUGGGGACCGUCCGGGCCUUUGGGCAUGAGGCCGGUGCCAUCAAGCGUGUCCAGCAGCGCUUCGCCCAGAGAUACCAGCUGGAGAGGAGGGAGGCGCUGGCCUAUGCAGCUGGGCUCUGGGCCAGUGGGUUCCCUGCACUGGCCCUGAAGCUGGCGCUGCUCCUCUUGGGGGGACACUUUGUGACCACAGGGACCGUCACCCCUGGGGAGCUGGUGACCAUCCUCAUGUGCCAGCUGCACUUCACCAGGGCCAUGGAGGCUUUGCUCUGGUACUUUCCUAUCCUGGCCAAGGCCAUUGGCUCCUCUGAGACACUCCUGGAACUGCUGGAGAAGGCCAGGCUGGUGGCACCUGCAGGGCCACCAUCACCUGUCACCCUCCAUGAGACCACAUGGACUCAAGGCCUGUGCCUCAAGGAUGUCUGGGUGUCAUACCCUGGCCGGUCCGAGCCAGUCCUCAAGGGGGUGUCGCUGUCGCUGCGCCCCGGGGACGUUGUGGCCGUGCUGGCGCCCCCUGGCGGUGGGAAGAGCUCGCUGGUGGCUGCGGCGCUGGGGCUGCGCCCCCUGGCGGGUGGGACGGUGCUGCUGGACGGGAUUCCCCUGAGCCCUCACUCGGACCCUGCUCUGCGGCAACAGGUGGCUGGUGUCCUGCAGUGCCCAUCCAUCUUGUCUCGCUCCCUAAGCGCCAACAUCACGCUGGGCUGGGGACACAAGGAGGGGACACAGGUGGUGGCAGCAGCGCGGCGGGUUGGGGUGCACACUUGGGCCCAACAGCUGCCACACGGCUAUGACACAGAGGUGGGCCCACGGGGGAUGCAGCUUUCAGGGGGGCAGGCACAAGGAGUGGCGCUGGCCCGGGCCCUGCUCAGGACCCCCCGAGUGCUGGUGCUGGAUGAGCCCACUCGUUCACUCGAUCCUGUGACCCGGCACCAGGUGGAGCAGGAGCUGCUGUGUCCCGGCGGUCCCGGUGGGUCAGCGGUGCUGCUGGUGACAGGGCGGGUGGCCCUGGCCCAGCGGGCACCGAGGGUGGCCCUGCUGGAGGGGGGACAGCUGCGGGAGCUGGGGACCCCCGGGGAGCUGAGGACCCUCCCGUGGGGGACAGCGGGGGACGCUGGGGAUGAGGAGGGCGAGAACUAGGGCUGGGAGGGGGACACUGGGGAUG